GCAGAACAUCAGGUGAACCUUGACCAGGAAGCAGAAGAACUGGUUAGAGGGGUCAGUUCGGGGACAGUGGUUGCCAUGGUCGGCCAGUUAGGCAACACUCUUUGUGAUUUCCUAAUCAGGACUGCGAAAUACAUGAACGAGCAAAGAGUAAAUUGGGAAAGGACUGAUUUACUAGAAAAUGCAGCUUCUGGGGGUCUAGAAUUAAAGCUGUCGAGUGUGUUGUUAGUGUGUGUUGUGUUUUCAUCCAUACAACUGUGUAAAACGGUCAACCUUGUCGCACAGAUAGUUCUAGUCCUUCUUCUGGUUUUGACUGAGCAUCUCUUUGCGACGCUCAAUAGACAAUCAAUAGACAGCACAAUGGCGAUGUUCAAUACCGCUUACAACACAAAGGUCAGGGUUGAGCUAAUUGCUGCUGUACAAUAGGCGCUGAGGGAGCAGCAAUGGUCGUGGCUGACGGCCGAGUUGUCUGCUGAAAUAAGGCACCGGUCAUACCACCCUGAGUUGGGGGGGAUUAAUUAUGCAGCCUUCCUCUUUCCAUUAUUCAGAUCCCAGCCUUGUUUUGAGGCGGUGAUCGGUUGGCACAGAGCCAGGUGACACCGGGCCAGGUGAAAGGUUGGUCCGGGGGGCCAUGUAGUGACCUAGGUGGGUCAAAGGGUCAAGCCGGGGCAGAACUGAGUUACUGAGCAUUGAGAUUCCGUGUGAUGACCAUGGUAGUAUAGAGAGUUGGCCUAGUGGGGUCUGAUUCAGAGACAAGGCGCUACCUGCACACAUGUGGCUAUAUUUGUUGUUGAUUGCAUGUGAAUAUAUGAAGUUAUUUGUUGUUGAUUGCAUGUGAUUAUAACAAGGUUAUUUGUUGUUGAUUGCAUGUGAUUAUAACAAGGUUAUUGAUGUUUUACUGGUCCUAAUAGCCUCAGCUCAUUUGUUUUUAGGUAAGGCAUUUCUCAUUGGUGUUGGUUUGUUUUUCUCACCCCGAGUGAAAGUGUAUUUGGAGGGAGUUUGACCAAUGCGCUUUCUUAGUUUCAUUUUGUAAAUGUUUAUCAAACUUUUCUCCCCUUCCAAUUUUAUAUUUUCCAAAUUGCGAUUAUGGCCCUGUAGACGCAGCUCCACGGCAGGCGUGGAGAAAGUGGAAGCUGAAGACAUGUCCUAACAUGAACAACUCGUCAAGCCAUACUACUUAUUGUCACACUUCCUGAACCAGAGCGUUUUCCGUGGCUCAUGGAGGCGUUUCCGGACCUACUAUAAGAGCUCGCUAGGGCACGACAAGACGAGGCAGUCCUUUCUGACAACCACCCACCCGGCGCGGGCUUCAAAACGUUACCAGAUCUCCUCGGCAUAGCUGCUGUUAAGCGCUAACUCGCUCUUUCGUGUCGAGCCGUCUACGCCGGCAGCCGUCACAACGCCUGGACACGUUCUAAAUAGGCCGGUCUGGUUUCCACUGCAGAGGGUCAGCCUCGCCUCUCUCCCAUCAAUCGAACGGUGCAGGACCUUCUUGCUCGUCCGCCGGCUACCGCAAGGCAGAUGAUGAGAUGUCCGGGACUACAUCGCAGGCGGAGACCGUAGAUGCCACGGCGCGGACUAUUUUGCUCAACCAACCCCAGAACACCAAGUUCUGUGACAAUCAUGUCAGCACCACUAAGUACGGCGUGCUCACCUUCCUGCCGCGCUUCCUGUAUGAGCAGAUCCGCCGAGCCGCCAACGCCUUCUUCCUCUUCAUAGCCCUGAUGCAGCAAAUCCCGGAUGUCUCCCCCACGGGCCGCUACACCACCCUGGUGCCGCUCAUCUUCAUCCUGACCGUGGCCGGCAUCAAGGAGAUCAUAGAAGACUAUCAACGACACAAGGCAGACAACACUGUCAACAAGAAAAAGACCACAGUUCUGAGGAAUGGAGCUUGGCAGACCAUCAUCUGGAAACAGGUGGCAGUAGGAGACAUAGUGAAGGUGACCAAUGGGCAGCAUCUUCCGGCUGACAUGGUCAUAGUGUCAUCCAGUGAGCCGCAGGCCAUGUGCUACACUGAGACCUCCAACCUGGAUGGAGAAACCAACCUGAAGAUCAGACAGGGCCUCACUCUGACGGCUGGUCACCAAACUCUGGAACAGUUGAUGGGUUUGUCCGGCCGUCUGGAGUGUGAAGGACCUAACAGACACCUUUACGACUUCACUGGGACUCUACGCCUUGACGACCAAAAUGUGGUUCCACUGGGUCCAGACCAGGUGCUGCUGCGAGGUGCCCAGCUCAGAAACACGCAGUGGGUUGUGGGAAUUAUAGUCUACACUGGACAUGACUCUAAACUGAUGCAGAACUCGACCAAGGCCCCUCUGAAGCGCUCCAAUGUAGAGCGGGUGACCAACGUCCAGAUCCUGGUGCUGUUCUGUAUCCUCCUGGUGAUGGCGCUGGUCAGCUCUAUCGGGGCCGCCAUCUGGAACAGACAGCACACCGAGGAGGCUUGCUGGUACCUGUCACGAGCAGGUGACAUUUCCACUAACUUCUGGUACAACCUCUUGACGUUCAUCAUCCUCUACAACAACCUCAUCCCUAUCAGCCUGCUGGUCACUCUGGAGGUGGUCAAGUUCACACAGGCACUCUUCAUCAACUGGGACAUGGAGAUGUACUAUCCAGAGACCGACACACCUGCCAUGGCCCGGACCUCCAACCUCAAUGAAGAGCUGGGCCAGGUGAAGUAUCUGUUUUCUGACAAGACGGGAACGCUGACCUGCAACGUCAUGCACUUCAAGAAGUGCACCAUUGCUGGGAUAACCUACGGUCACUUCCCUGACCAGGAAGUGGACCGUUCCAUGGAGGACUUCAGUCAGCUGCCAUGCACAAGUCAUAACUCCACAGAGUUUGAUGAUCCCACUCUCAUCCAGAACAUCGAGAAGAACCAUCCGACAUCUCCUCAGAUCUGUGAUUUCCUAACGAUGAUGGCGGUGUGUCACACAGUGGUCCCAGAAAGAGAGGAGAACCAACUCAUUUACCAGGCCUCCUCACCAGAUGAAGGAGCUCUGGUGAAAGGUGCCAAAGGUCUGGGCUUCGUUUUCACAGCUAGGACUCCUGGCUCGGUCAUCAUUGAAGCUAGGGGGAAGGAGAAGAGCUUUGAGUUGCUGAAUGUGCUGGAGUUUUCAAGUAACCGCAAGCGCAUGUCUGUAGUGGUCCGAAGCCCUGACGGAACGCUGCGUCUGUACUGCAAGGGAGCAGAUAACGUGAUCUUUGAGCGUCUCAAUGACGCGUCUCAGUACAAAGAUCUGACCAUCGCACAUCUGGAACAGUUUGCCACUGAGGGGCUGCGGACGCUGUGUUUUGCCUACGUGGACCUGGAGGAGGGGGCGUACCAGGAGUGGCUGAAGGAAUACACUCGGGUCAGCACCAUCAUCAAAGACAGGGCCCAGAAACUGGAAGACUGCUACGAACUGCUGGAGAAGGACUUGCUGUUGUUGGGGGCCACAGCCAUAGAGGACCGUCUCCAGGCCGGUGUCCCUGAGACCAUUUCUACUCUCAUGAAGGCAGACAUCAAAAUCUGGGUUCUCACUGGAGACAAACAGGAGACUGCCAUCAAUAUAGGUUAUUCUUGUCGUCUGGUGACACACGGAAUGUCCCUCCUCAUCAUCAACGAGGACUCUCUGGAUGCAACACGGGCCACAUUGACAACCCACUGUACAUCACUGGGAGACUCUCUUGGGAAGGAGAAUGAGCUGGCUCUGAUCAUCGAUGGACAGACCCUGAAAUACGCCCUCUCCUUCGAGCUGCGCCAAGCCUUCCUAGACCUCGCCCUGUCCUGCAAGGCCGUUAUCUGCUGCAGGGUGUCUCCCCUCCAGAAGUCGGAGAUCGUGGACAUGGUGAAGAAGCACGUGAAGGCCAUCACCCUGGCCAUAGGCGACGGCGCCAACGACGUGGGCAUGAUCCAGACCGCCCACGUCGGGGUGGGCAUCAGUGGCAACGAGGGCAUGCAGGCCACCAACUCCUCUGACUAUUCCAUUGCCCAGUUUUCCUACCUGGAGAAGCUGUUGCUGGUCCAUGGAGCGUGGAGUUAUAACCGCGUCACUAAGUGUAUUCUGUACUGCUUCUAUAAGAAUGUGGUUCUCUACAUUAUUGAGCUGUGGUUUGCCUUUGUGAACGGCUUCUCUGGACAAAUCCUGUUUGAGCGCUGGUGUAUAGGCCUCUACAAUGUGAUCUUCACAGCCCUGCCUCCGUUCACUCUGGGGAUCUUCGACCGGCCGUGCAGCCAACAGAACAUGCUCCGCUUUCCCCAGUUAUACAGGAUCACUCAGAAUGCCGAGGGUUUCAACACUAAGGUGUUCUGGGGUUACUGUAUAAAUGCUCUGAUCCAUUCCAUUAUUCUUUUCUGGUUUCCUCUCAAAGUACUAGAACAUGAUACCCCAUUUAGUAAUGGUCAUGGUACUGACUACCUGUUUGUGGGGAACAUCGUGUACACGUAUGUGGUGGUAACAGUGUGUUUGAAAGCUGGCAUGGAGACCACUGCCUGGACCAGGUUCUCCCACCUGGCAGUGUGGGGCAGUAUGAUUCUCUGGAUGCUCUUUUUCGCCGUCUACUCAGCUUUCUGGCCGUCCAUCCCGAUCGCCCCUGACAUGCAGGGCCAGGCUGGCAGGGUGAUGCAGUGCUGGCACUUCUGGCUGGGUCUGGUUCUGGUGCCAGCAGCCUGCCUACUGAAAGACUUUGCCUGGAACGCGGGUCGUCGCACCGUCAAAAAGUCUCUGCUGGAGGAGGUCCAGGAGCUGGAGGCCCGGGCGGUGGACCCUGGGGCCGCCGUGCUCCGAGAUGCCAGCGGACGCAGGGCCAAAGCCAAGCCCCAGAGCUCAGGGCACAGACACAAACACACAGGAAGUGGCCCUGUUUGCUCUGCUGUAAGGACGCGUCUGAACGAGCGUGCUCACCUGUUGACCCGGGUCUUUAGAAAAACACCCUCCAACGUGGGACGAAAAAACUCUGUGCAGCAGAGCAAUGUGUCCCAUGGAUAUGCCUUCUCUCAGGAGGAACAUGGGGUAGUGUCUCAGACCCAGGUGUGUCGAUCCUACGACACCACCCGCCAGCGGCCCAGUGUUUAGCUCCUCCCCCCACCAUUCAAUCCCCCCCCCCAGCCUGCCUGGCUACGGGGCACUCGGCAACGAAUGCCAAGCGAAGAAAACAGUUGCCAAGGCAACAGCGGAUACAGACUGUGGCGAUGCACCCCGACCCUGCUGUGGCCUUAAUGGAACUCAUACAUACUUUGACCUCUGACCGUUGCUAGGCAUGGAUGCCGUUGCUAGAUGUGGAAACACUGCACUGACUGGUCUCCCCGCUCUGACAUAUACACACACACACACGUACACACACUCGUACACUAACACGUGCAAAAA
Molecule: messenger RNA, 5348 nt
Organism: Esox lucius (northern pike)
Lineage: Eukaryota; Metazoa; Chordata; Actinopteri; Esociformes; Esocidae
Gene: atp8a2
Product: ATPase phospholipid transporting 8A2
Exons: 38
Coding region: 1527-5057 (1176 amino acids)
Biological process (GO): neuron development; phospholipid translocation
Cellular component (GO): plasma membrane
Molecular function (GO): magnesium ion binding; ATPase-coupled intramembrane lipid carrier activity; ATP hydrolysis activity
Source: RefSeq, a predicted model, not a curated record